ACUCACUCUGAAGGUGCAGGAUGAAAAGAUGGCACAGCUGCUUGUACCACCAGGUAUAGACAGCUUCCGUCACUUUAGCCGUGAGUCCCUCAAAGUCAUCGAGAAGCGGAUCGCCGAGGAGAAGGCCAACAAGCCCAAGGGGGAGAAGAAAAAACGCAAUGAUGACAACGAGCUCAAGCGCAGCCGUGACCUGGAGGCGGGCAAAUCCCUCCCCAUGCUGUACGGGGAUGUUCCUAAAGGCAUGGUGUCGACACCGCUGGAGGACCUGGACCCCUACUACUGUAAUCAAAAAACUUUCAUAGUGUUAAACAAAGGGAACUUCAUCUUCCGCUUCAAUGCCGAACCUGCCUUGUACCUCCUGAGCCCCUUCAACCUCAUAAGAAGAAUAUCAAUGAAGAUUUUGGUGCACUCAUUAUUCAGUAUGGUGAUUAUGUGCACUAUUCUUGCCAACUGUGCAUUCAUGACUAUGAGUGAACCACAGAAGUGGACAAAAAAUGUCGAGUACACCUUUACUGCAGUGUAUACCAUUGAAUCCCUCGUUAAAAUUUUAGCCCGAGGGUUUUGCAUAGGGAAAUUCACGUUUUUAAGAGAUCCCUGGAACUGGUUGGAUUUCAGUGUCAUUGUCAUGGCGUAUGCAACAGAGUUUUUGAACAUGGGCAAUUUCUCAGCUCUCCGGACAUUUAGAGUGCUGAGAGCGUUUAAAGCUAUCUCAGUUAUCCCAGGCCUGAAGACCAUUGUUGCAGCGUUGUUCCAGGCGGUGAAGAAACUUGCCGAUGUGAUGAUCCUCACUGUCUUUUGUCUGAGCGUCUUCGCCCUCAUAGGGUUACAACUGUUUAUGGGCCAUUUAAAGAAUAAGUGUAUAAAGACAAUUGAUAAUUCCACAACAGAUGGGAUUGAAGCCAUUGGAAACUUCAGCUGGGAGACGUAUGCAUCUGAUCCGGCUAAUCAUUACAUCCUUCCAGGCAAACGAGAUGCAUUGCUUUGUGGGAAUGGCAGUGAAGCUGGGCAGUGUCCAGAAGGCUACAGUUGCAUCAAACAUGGAAAAAACCCAGACUAUAAUUACACCAGUUUUGACUCGUUUGGUUGGGCCUUCCUCUCUCUGUUCAGGCUGAUGACACAGGAUUACUGGGAAAACCUCUACCAGCAGACGCUGCGGGCAGCUGGGAAGCCCUACAUGAUCUUUUUCGUGCUGGUGAUAUUCCUCGGUUCUUUCUACCUGGUCAACCUGAUCUUGGCUGUAGUUGCUAUGGCCUAUGAGGAGCAGAGCCAGGCCACCAUAAAGGAGGCGAAGGAGAAGGAGGAGGAGUUUCAGGCUAUGCUUGAGCAGCUGAAACGGCAGCAAGAGGAAGCCCAGGCGGCAGUAUCUGCAGCUGCUGCAGAGGGUGGAGGGGUCGGCGACAACGUUGGAGGGACUGAGAGCUCUUCUGGCACUUCCAAGCUCAGCUCCAAAAGUGCCAAAGAGAGACGCAACAGGCGGAAGAAAAGGAAGGAGGAGCAGGGCAAAGGAGCUGACGAGAAGUUUGCUCAAUCAGAGUCCCAAGAAAGUGUGAAGAAAGGUCGCUGCCGCUUCUCAGUGGAUGCAAACCUGCUCAACUAUGACAUGAAAUGCUCAACAGCACAUCAGGCUGACACCACUGACACAGGUGGAGGAACAAACCCAGAGUGUAUGGACUUCCUUGAGGGCCCAGAGGCCCGACAGAGAUUGCAGAGUGUUACUAGUGUAAUAACGAGCACAAUGGGGGAGCUUGAAGAGUCAAGGAAGAAGUGUCCUCCUUGCUGGUACGAUUUUGCCAACACCUUCCUUGUCUGGGAAUGUUGUCCAACCUGGUUGAAGAUCAAGAAGUUGAUUAAUCUGAUAGUGAUGGAUCCAUUUACGGACUUAACCAUCACUCUCUGCAUUGCACUCAACACAUUGUUCAUGGCUAUGGAGCAUUACCCAAUGAGCAGUGAAUUCUCUGAAAUGCUAAAAGUAGGGAAUUAUGUAUUCACUGGGAUUUUUACUGCAGAAAUGGUCCUUAAGAUCAUCGCUAUGGACCCGUAUCAUUACUUCCAGGAGGGAUGGAAUAUUUUUGACGCAAUCAUUGUCAGUUUAAGCUUGGUGGAGUUGUUUUUGGAAAAAAGGGGUAACAUGUCUGUCCUGAGAUCAUUCAGAUUGCUGAGAGUAUUCAAGCUGGCUAAAUCAUGGCCCACUCUAAACACCCUUAUCAAAAUCAUUGGUAAUUCAGUGGGGGCUUUGGGCAACCUGACGCUCGUGCUGGCCAUUAUCGUGUUCAUCUUCGCUGUGGUGGGCAUGCAACUGUUCGGAAAGAACUACAAGGACUGUGUGUGUAAAAUCUCUAAAGAUUGCACUCUGCCCCGUUGGCACAUGAGUGACUUCUUUCAUUCGUUCCUCAUUGUGUUCCGAGUGCUUUGUGGAGAGUGGAUAGAGACCAUGUGGGACUGUAUGGAGGUGGCUGGGACGCCCAUGUGCCUCACUGUGUACAUGAUGGUCAUGGUUAUUGGAAACCUUGUGGUGCUGAACCUGUUCCUGGCCCUGUUGCUGAGUUCAUUCAGUGCUGACAACCUGGCAUCGAUUGAAGAUGACAACGAGAUGAACAAUUUGCAGAUUGCCAUUGGACGGAUCCAAAAUGGCAUCGCCUAUGUUAAGUCAGCACUUCGAAGUCACUAUAGCCGUUUCUGUCUCAGAGACAGGAAAAAAGGGAAGGCGGAGGACCAAUCCCUGGAGGAACUGCAUAAACCUUUAGGAACUAAUUGUGUCCCAAACCACACAAUCAAAGACUUUCCCAGAAAAGGAAAUGGGGAUGUUACCGGGGUGGGCAAAAAUGGAGACAAAUACAUCGUAAGCAGCAAGAGUGAUGAUUCAAUAAUGUCAUUCAUCAACAAUCCCAGUCUUACUGUGACUGUUCCCAUUGCUGUGGGCGAGUCAGACUUUGAAAACCUAAACACAGAGGACUUCAGCAGCCUCUCGUCUGAUGCAGUCGGAUGUCGUGUGCUCAUACAAGACGAUGGUCAGUUUAGCUCCUCCGAAGGCAGCACGGUGGACGGUAUGGCAGGAGAGGGAGGAGAGUCAGACGACUUUGAUCUGGAAGAAGCUAUGGAGCCAGAUUCUUGCUUCCCUGAAGGAUGUGUGCAAAAGUACAAAUGCUGUCAAGUUAACGUGGAAGUGGGCCGCUGGAAGAUGUGGUGGACCCUGAGAAAGACCUGUUUCCGUAUAGUGGAGCACAACUGGUUUGAGAGCUUCAUUAUCUUCAUGAUCUUGCUCAGCAGUGGAGCACUGGCCUUUGAAGACGUCUACAUUGAAAAGAGGAAGACUAUUAAAACGGUGCUGGAGUUUGCCGACAAAAUCUUCACCUACAUCUUCAUCCUGGAGAUGUUACUGAAGUGGGUGGCGUAUGGAUUCGCCAAGUAUUUCACAAAUGCAUGGUGCUGGCUGGACUUUCUCAUUGUUGAUGUCUCACUGGUUAGUUUGGUAGCAAACUCCAUGAACUAUUCUGACCUUGGUGCCAUCAAGUCUCUAAGAACACUGCGAGCUCUGAGGCCCCUGAGAGCCUUGUCGCGUUUCGAAGGGCUGCAGGUGGUUGUCAAUGCCCUACUGGGAGCCAUUCCUUCCAUUUUCAACGUACUGCUGGUUUGUCUCAUCUUCUGGCUCGUCUUCAGCAUCAUGGGAGUCAACUUAUUUGCGGGGAAGUUCUACCAUUGUGUCAACAAAACUACAGAUGAGAAUAUACCUACAUCACUUGUGAAAAACAAGCUUAAUUGUACAAACCUAAAUGGUAGCCGCUGGAAAAAUGUCAAAAUCAACUUUGACAAUGUUGGCUUUGGUUACCUUGCACUGCUUCAAGUGGCUACAUUCAAAGGUUGGAUGGAUAUCAUGUACGCUGCUGUGGACUCUCAAAGCGAGGUAGACGAACAGCCUGAGUAUGAGAUCAACCUAAAAAUGUACAUGUAUUUUGUUGUUUUCAUCAUAUUUGGAGCAUUCUUCACACUCAAUCUCUUUAUUGGUGUCAUCAUAGACAAUUUCAAUCAACAGAAAAAAAAGCUAGGAGGUCAAGACAUCUUCAUGACUGAAGAACAGAAAAAAUACUACAAUGCCAUGAAAAAGUUGGGGUCAAAGAAACCACAAAAACCUAUUCCUCGACCAUCAAACAACAUUCAAGGAUACAUCUUUGACCUGACUACAAAACAAGCAUUUGAUAUUUUAAUCAUGGUACUAAUAGUGCUCAAUAUGGUGACUAUGAUGGUGGAAACUGAUGACCAGUCAGAAAACAAGGUCAUCGUUCUCUGGUGGAUCAAUUUAUUAUUUAUCGUCAUCUUCUCUGGAGAGUGUUUGUUGAAGAUGAUCUCACUCCGCCAUUACUUUUUCACAAAUGGUUGGAAUGUAUUUGACUUCAUUGUGGUCAUCCUGUCAAUCAUGGGUAUGUUUCUCUCGGAAGUGAUAGAGACGUAUUUCGUUUCGCCAACCUUGUUCAGAGUCAUCCGAUUGGCUCGGAUUGGCCGCGUCCUCCGCCUGAUCAAAAGUGCCAAAGGAAUCCGCACGCUAUUGUUUGCAUUGAUGAUGUCACUUCCUGCCUUGUUCAAUAUUGGGCUCUUGCUUUUCCUUGUGAUGUUUAUUUACGCCAUUUUUGCCAUGUCAAACUUUGCGUACGUCAAGAGGGAAAAAGGAAUUGACGAUCUUUUCAACUUCGAGACAUUUGGCAACAGUAUGAUCUGUUUGUUCCAGAUCACAACGUCGGCAGGAUGGAGUGAUUUACUAGAUCCAAUUCUUAACAAAAACAAGGAAGAUUGUGACAUUGAAUUGGAGCAUCCUGGCAGUCCUGGCACAGGAGACUGUGGAAACCCGACUGUGGGAAUUGCCUUCUUUGUGAGUUACAUCAUAAUCUGUUUCCUGAUUGUGAUUAACAUGUACAUUGCAGUCAUCCUGGAAAACUUUGGUGUGGCCACUGAGGAGAGCGCGGACCCUUUAAGUGAGGAUGAUUUUGAGAUGUUUUAUGAGGUGUGGGAAAAUUUUGAUCCUCACGCAACACAGUUCAUUGAGUUCAAGAAGUUGGCAGAGUUUGCAGAUGAACUGGAACCACCAUUGCGCAUAGCCAAGCCUAACAAGCUUGAAUUGAUUUCUAUGGAUCUACCAAUGGUGAGUGGUGAACGAAUUCAUUGCCUGGACAUCCUGUUUGCAUUCACAAAACGUGUCCUGGGCGAGGGUGGGGAGAUGGACAUUUUAAGGGCUCAGAUGGAAGAACGCUUCAUGGCCUCCAAUCCUUCCAAACUGUCCUACGAGCCCAUCACUACCACCCUCCGGCGCAAGCAGGAGGACACGUCAGCCAUCGUCAUCCAGAAAGCAUACAGACGGUAUGCAAUCAGACAUUUUACCACCAAGUCCCCUGAUGCAUCCAGUGAUGGCAUUCAAAAGGAUGAAAGAUUCAUUGACAAUGAGGAUGUUGUCCCAGACAAACUGAACACAAACGCUAGCACCGAACUAACACCUCCAACAGCCCCUCAACAAGCAUGUAACAGUGUGACAAUGAAUGGAAACAAUAAGUAUGAAAUGGACAAAAGUGAAAAAGAGGUUGUUGGCAAAGAUGUCAGGGAGCAAGAUAUAUGAAUUAAUGCCGGAGAUGCAUCAAGGACAUUUUUAUUAUUGACUAAAUGUUUACAACCUAUGCCAGAGACAAAGACAUCCAUUGGACUUCCUUCCUUAGUACGGCUAUCCUUGCCAAACUAACCCUGCUUCUUUGAGUCUAAAGGUUCAUUCCUAAACCUGAGGCUCAUUCAGGCUGAUGUAGGACAAUUUGGGCUUUGUUCAGGAGCAAGGAUGCCUUAUAGGCUGUUGGGAUUGUUAAGUGUUCUUAAGGACAAAUUAGUUAAUGCUAUAACUUCUAUUGACCAUAUUCAUGGUGGCCAUUUUCUUCUGAUUUCAAGUGGGAAACUGAAAAGCUGUUAUAAUAUAUGUAUGUUUCAGGUUGAAAAAUGUGUAAAUGCAGGGUGUCUAUUUAACAACAUUUGAGCUAAACAUCAUGAGUGUGGUAUCAAGGUAAAAUGGCUGCCAUGUUAAUAUGGUGAAGUGCAGCUAGUCUGAAUUAUUGUUAUAUCACUGACUGUUGUAUGUCUUUACUUUUCAAACAGAAAUAAAUGUUUUUGUGUUAUUACUUCAAGAGUUUAUGGUUUGGUUAAUUUACUUUUUAUACAUUUUUUUUUUACACUUUACUAAAAGUUUAUUUUUCCUUCAGGGGUAGUCUUAACAAUGAGCAGAAGUACCUUAAAGCUAAUUGUGCUAACUGAUAGCUUGACAAAUCAAAGAGGCCACGUUGGAGCUGCUGCAGUUGACUGGAAAUGUAGACAUUCAUGAAUGUUUCUCCAUGGUUAAGCAUGUUAGAGUGUAAUAUUACAUGAUGUUUUCAUACACACAGUGUAAAGUCAUGACAUGACAUUUUAAGACAUUACAGAAACAAUAUGUUAGCAUACAGUCCAAAGAAAUUCAGCCUAGUGGGUUGCUUAUAUUUUAUUAUGAAUAAGCAGAAAAAAUUAAUAGAAAUUUUGCACAUUAACAUUUGUUGAACCAUAAAAUAUUUUACAUAUUUCCUCUCAACCUGCUGUGUGCUAUACAUAUACUAUUUACAAUUUGGCUAAUUAUGUUAAUCUUUUAUCUCCCAUCACCCCCCCAAAAAACAGUCUUUAACUAAAGGUUUGCCUUUUAGAGCUGAAAUGUAAGAAAAACAUUUUUUUUUUGUACACUGUAAUGGAACAUUACCUCACGUUGACAUGACAGUUUGUGUAAGAAAGAGAUGAUCUGUGAUAUUGUCUAAUUGCAGUACAGCUACAUCCCUCCAAAACACAAUUAUCUUGUGUCUGCCUUUGUCCUAGUUUGAUCUGUUUCCGUUGGUUAAAUGUUUUGGAUGGAAGCCCUAAUGAGUACUGUACAAUGAUUAUGAAACAAUUAGUGUUUAUGACAUGCAAUAUAAAUCAAAUAUAUUCUCUAUUAUACUGUUGUCAGGGAGACAGGGAUGUUUCAAAUCUAUCUACAGCUUUGAAGUUAAAAAUCAAAAUUUUGAUGAAAAUGGACGUAUUGGCGGCAAUUUUUUCACCAUAAUUCAAAGUUUGAUAAUAAGUGAUAUAUGGUGUGUAAGCUUUACUUUACUUUAAUUUGGACAUUGUGACAGAAAAAAUGUUACUUGAUCUAUUAUAUAUUGUGUGCUUUUAGAAUAUUUUUUUAUGAGACUCAAAUUCUUUAUUCUGAGAAAUGAGGUGAAAGAAGGAUGUCAGAACAAGGCGUUACUCAUCUCAUGUUCCCCUGGAGAUUUCCUACAUCUGUUACAAUUUCAAGGUAGCAGUUAUGUUACUUUUGUCUGUCCUUUCCUUUCUAUAUGACAUUCACUGUAAACUGUGUUAAAACUACAUCUGUUGGCAUACAAUAUGAUUCCAUUCAUAUGAAAAUAUUUUGCAUGCAACUCAAAUGUCCAAUACUUACCCUAUACAUUGUGCAUAAUGAGAGAAUGUUUUGAUUAUGAAGAAUUUCACAUCUGCCAUUAUUCUAUGCAUAAUGCUUGUAGUGUAAAAAUAAACUGCAUGCAAGACACUGCUAUAACCCAUUUCACUGAAACGCCAAAAGAAUAAAGAUUACAUGUACCUCAA
Labrus bergylta (ballan wrasse) is the source of this 7626-nucleotide messenger RNA. Lineage: Eukaryota; Metazoa; Chordata; Actinopteri; Labriformes; Labridae. The record is from RefSeq and is a predicted model, not a curated record.